Messenger RNA from Hydractinia symbiolongicarpus, 3057 nucleotides. RefSeq lists its product as uncharacterized. Bases 861 to 2825 code for a protein of 654 amino acids. The record is from RefSeq and is a predicted model, not a curated record. NCBI's taxonomy places the organism in Eukaryota, Metazoa, Cnidaria, Hydrozoa, Anthoathecata, Hydractiniidae. The transcript is spliced from 3 exons. Gene Ontology annotation, molecular function: ubiquitin-protein transferase activity.
AACCACUAGACCAUGCGGGAUUAAAUCAAUUAUGCUCUAAUAACCAUGUAAUAACUUAAUACAAGGUAAAUACAAGGAAUAAAUUGCGUUUUUAAUAGUAACAGGAAUGUUGUUAAGUUGUUAAGGCUUUUGAUAGAAUACAUAGUUAUUUAUUCCACCUUUUUUUUUUUAUUUUUAAUUAUCUGUUUAAUUAUCUGUGCUGUUCUGCCCAGAUUGCGAAAACGGCCUGUUUACAACCGGAACAGCCGGAUUAUGUACGCAUGGUCCGAUUGUGUUUUUUUUGCACUGGUUAUGUCGUGGUGACCGGAUUAUGAACGCUGAUAUAAUGGCUGGCCAGGCAGGCUGUGAUUGGCAUUUUCUUCGAACUUUUGUGAAUUAAACAUUCUUUGGAAGAUAGAACACCCCUAAAAACUAGACAUGGCGAAAGAAAAAAGCAAGAUGUAAUUCUUAGUAUAAACUAUAUUUGUAGUAAAUACAUUUUAACAUAAUAUACUUUGAAGUAACUAAAUUUCACGGAACCUAAAUUAUUCUUUUUACGAAAAUUAAGUUUGGUGAAAAGUUAUUAAACUUGCGAAUCCCAAAAUUUAUUAUUUGCCACGAAAUUUCGUUUCAUUUGAGAACAACAACUACGGUGGCCCAUAAGAGAAGUUGGUCACGCCAAAAGAAAAUUGAUCACGUUAAAAGAAAAUUGAUCACGCCAAAAGAAUUAACUAAACAGUAAAAAAGAAACUAUUCGCGCCAGAAUGCAUUUGUCUCGUUUAUUCAGUGUCGGGUUAUCACAGCCUUAAUUAUAUAUUUGGGAAAACAAGAAAGGGUGAUAUACUGUGAUGGCACUCGUUUUCUUAUAUGUUUAUUGAAACAUGUAUUGUCAAUUUUGUGGUAAGGAACGAAAAAUCACUGCACUCUUCUGCACAAACUGUGGUAAAGCCAUGCCUGAAAUUCCUGCUGAAGACACCACAUCUCCUGAAUCCUCAUCAAAAACAUCAUCAAACGUUGCAGGACCAUCAACAAUUUCAAAAACUAUUUCAAGAGGAGAUAAAUCACUUACAUUUUUGGAAUUCACCAAAACCAAAUCCAAAAGUUGGUUUAACAAAGUGCAAAGAAAAAAACAAAAGUCAAAUGAAGUUGCCAUUAAUAUUGGUAUAUUAUUAUGGAAUGAACGGGCUGGUUCUGUUAAACCAAUUCGUGGGAAGCGUGUUUGCUUGCGUAUAAAUUCAGAUGCAAGUUAUGAAAGGAUUUAUUCCCAGGGUCUUCAAAGAAUGACAGAUUUCCAUAGGGAUAUUAUAGUAGAAAAUACGAACUAUCUGUUGGCAUUUGAAAGUGGUGAAAUAGCGUAUUUUAUCCCAGGCACUACUCAAGAAUUCAUUUUGGAAAAAUACAAGAAUGAAUUAGGGAAGGAGUACAAAAACAUCACACUUUAUUUGAUAUCAGAGGAUGACAAGAUAGUUUUGGAUAAACUUAAAAACAGCGCAUUCAAUGAUCAUGAUUUUGACCAGGACUUUGAAACAGCCCCCAAAAAAUUUAAAAUUGAGUGUAAAGAACAACAGGAAAUGGAUGAUGAAAUAUUUGCUUCUCAAGUUCAAGCUUUGUAUGAAUCUGAUUUUUAUGAAUUACCUGAUGUUCCUGAAUUUACAGAUAUACCAGAUUUACCUGAUAUAGUGAAUUUGCCCAAGAUUUUGGAGGAUAUGGGAAGAAAUAUCGAAGAAGGACAAUUCUUCUUGAAUAUUCGGAGAAAUUCAGAUGUGCAGAGAAUCCUUACUCUGUGGGCAAGACAGAAAAGCCAGUCACCUAAAAAAAGGCUUAUGGUUAGGUUCAUAGGAGAGAGUGGGAUUGAUUCAGGUGCUCUUAGUAAAGAAUUUCUUACUGAUGUUAUUAUUAAGAUUGGUGAAAAUAUGUUUCCAGGAGGUGCACCAAAGGACAGUAUGCUUGAUAUUCAGAAUAGUAAUUUUUUCUCUUGUGGUCAAAUCAUGGCAGUUAGUGUUGUUCAGGGUGGUCCACCUCCUAAUUUCUUUCACAAAAGUGUGUAUGAUUUGUUAUGUAAUGAUCCACUAGAUAUGAAGGAAUUGAAUGUAGAUAAAAACUUUGUGCAAGCUGAUCAAAUUAUGUUUGACCAAAUUAAGCAGGACCCAGAAGGACUUUCCUCCAUUAUCAUAGAUCAUGGUUACAGUGGAUUAAUCAACAAGCAACACAUUGAUGAAAUUUUGGAAACUGUUAUGAUCAGUAUAAUCUCAAGAAGACGAACUUACCUGGAAGAAGUUUCAAAAGGGUUAGAGCUCUUUAGUCUGCAUGCAAAGAUCAUGCAAAAUAAAGCUUUAAUGGAACCUUUAUUUGUUUGUAAAGAGAAUUCAGUUGUAGAUUCAAACUAUCUUCUUUCACUGCUGCAACCUGUGUUUUCUUCUGAUGAAGUAGCAGAAAAAAUUUUGGAAGAAAAAUUUCUUGAUUACCUACAAGACUUUAUAAACGAUCUUGAAGAUUCAAAAAUCGUUGGAAUUUCUAGUGAAGUCCUUGGUUGGUAUGACAACGAAAAUAUGGACGAAACAAUACCAUACGGUCACAAAGUUGAUGCUGAUUUGUCUACUGGUGGUUUGCUUGGAUGGUUAACCGGCCAAAAGCACCAUCCCCUUUUUGAAAAAGAUUUCAUGAUCACAGUUUUGUUUAACCAUGACUGCUUUGUGGCAUAUCCUAACCAUAGAAUUUGUUUCCCAGUUGUCAGUGCGUGCAGCAGGGAGUUAACACUACCAACACAACACUGCAAAUCUUAUGAUGAAUUUAAAGAUAACUUCCUAUUGGCUAUUUCAAAAGGCCAGGCUUUUGGCCUCAGUUAAAAACACUUUUGUGAUAUAUUUUAUUGAGUAUGCAUAAAAUUUAUGUUGGAUACGUUUUGUUUGUUUUUGUUUGGAAUUUCGGACAUUAUAUUUUCUACAACUUAUAUAUUGCACAUGAUACUUUAUGAUGUGUAAAAACAAAACUAAUAGGUUUGAGGAUAUUUUUACAAUUUUGUUAAAACUGUUUGUGUUUCCACUUUUUAAUUCUGCAAGCUCGUUUGCAUUUGUUACU